UUCCUUCUGGUUUCUAGGAAUUCAACAAGGACCAUUCAUCUCUGACAUAGCCGGAAGACGAAGGCUCCUAUUGACAAGCAGAGACUAUGAGAGAAACUAUCAAGAAAAGUGGGCGGCACAAGUAGCGAUGUGGGUUCUCAAGAGAACCCUGGAAGACGCUCAACAUAAGAAAACCCAGGCACUGCCACUGUUCAUUCACAGACUGGGGUCAGACGUGGGGUGUUAUUGACCCAAGUGUUUGUAUGUACCAUGAGCUUUACAAAGGACAACCUUUCCCCAGGAACUUGCCAGGUAGUCUAAGAAUAAGGCAUAAAUACACUUGAAAGGAGUUAGCGGUUUAAGGGGGGCACUCACUGUAUGACACUGUGAUGUGAGCAGUAGGAUCACCUGUGAAAUGCAGGAGUAGGGUCAUUUUGGUCACAUGAUCUUCCAGGCCUCUGUUGUCAGACCCAUCAUUCUGUGACUCUGCCAACAAGUCUGAUGAGGUCCGGCACUUCGCUCGAGGGGCCUGAAGGACUCUUGGCAUCUCCGGAGACAAGGGCACGACACGCACUUCAAAGUGAAGAGUUAGUUGUGGGAGCAUGCUGGACCUGCCGAGGCAGAGGCUCCCUUUGGCGUGGGCUUUGCUCCUCCUGCCGUUCCUGCGGCUGCUGAUGCCCGCAGCCCCCGCACCCCACCGCGGUCCCUACAAGCCCGUGAUCGUGGUGCACGGGCUCUUUGACAGUUCCUACAACUUCCGCCACCUGCUGGACUACAUCAAGGAGACGCACCCCGGGACUGUGGUGACAGUGCUUGAUCUCUUCGACGGCAGUGAGAGCUUGCGGCCCCUGUGGGAGCAGGUGCAGGGGUUCCGGGAGGCCGUGGUCCCCAUCAUGAAAAAGGCCCCCGAAGGGGUGCACCUCAUCUGCUACUCCCAGGGGGGCCUGGUGUGCCGCGCUUUGCUGUCCGUCACCGAUGAGCACAACGUGGACUCUUUCAUCUCCCUCUCCUCCCCGCAGAUGGGACAGUAUGGAGACACAGACUACUUGAAGUGGCUCUUCCCUACGUCCAUGCGGUCUAACCUCUAUCGGAUCUGCUACAGCCCUUGGGGCCAAGAGUUCUCCAUCUGCAACUACUGGCACGAUCCUCACCACGACGACUUGUACCUCAACACCAGCAGCUUCCUGGCCCUCAUCAACGGGGAGAGAGACCAUCCCAACGCCACAGCAUGGCGGAAGAACUUUCUCCGAGUGGGCCGCCUGGUGCUGAUUGGAGGCCCUGAUGAUGGAGUCAUCACUCCCUGGCAAUCUAGCUUUUUUGGUUUCUAUGAUGCCAACGAGACGGUCUUGGAGAUGGAGGAGCAGUCAGUUUAUCGGCGAGACUCCUUUGGGUUGAAGACUCUCUUGGCCCGGGGGGCCAUAGUGCCGUGUCCAAUGGCUGGGAUCUCUCACACCACCUGGCACUCCAACCGCAAGCUCUAUGAUACUUGCAUCGAGCCGUGGCUCUCCUGAAGACGUCCUCGGGGAUCCCCCCCCCCAGCCCAGAGACCAAGUGGUGGCCUUGGGAAGCAGAUGCCAGGCUCUGCCAAGUCUGUGCCCACCUCAUCGCUCCCACACUGCCCCACCCCACCAGGGCUCCCCGAGUCCUCCUCCUCCUCCACUCCUCCGCAAAUGACGGGCCCUGGUCCCCUACCUCACGUCCUCAUCUGGGGGUGUCUCCAUGCUCUCCCUUUCUCCCACGGCUGAGGUUGGUUGGGAAGCGAGCACCGGGUUUUUUUUUUUUUUAAACUGGCUUCCCCACUGCUGCUGCUCCUCCGGGUCUGGCUUGUACCGGAGGAGAACCCAGCCCCUGCCCACCCCAGGGGUCUCUUUCCGGGCCACUCAGGACAUUUUUAGCUUCUGUUGUCCCCCGUGCUCCGUUUUUCUCAACCUCCUGUCCCAACCAAGAGGAACACCCGUAGGAGGGGUUCUGAGGUUCCCCUAUGGGGACAGUUCCACUUUUGAAGUGUCAGUGUUGAGGAAUAUCUGUGGCCUGCAAGGCCCAUCUCAGAUUUGGGGAUCCCCCAGUCCCUAUGAUCAGUAUUGGGGUGUCCCCUGGGAGCCUAGGUCCUUUGAGGCCCCAGCCCUUCUUUUCAGGACCCUUGAUUGGAUGUUCCCUGUAUUUAUAGAAAUAAAGUUCCAUUUCCUCAA
Molecule: messenger RNA, 2168 nt
Organism: Mesocricetus auratus (golden hamster)
Lineage: Eukaryota; Metazoa; Chordata; Mammalia; Rodentia; Cricetidae
Product: lysosomal thioesterase PPT2-like
Exons: 2
Coding region: 582-1490 (302 amino acids)
Cellular component (GO): lysosome
Molecular function (GO): thiolester hydrolase activity; palmitoyl hydrolase activity
Source: RefSeq, a predicted model, not a curated record